Molecule: messenger RNA, 9444 nt
Organism: Pocillopora meandrina
Lineage: Eukaryota; Metazoa; Cnidaria; Anthozoa; Scleractinia; Pocilloporidae
Source: the annotation of a GenBank genome assembly
GUAAAUGGUUCACUCUUUGUGUCUGUUUAUGCAGCAGGGAUGAUUGUCGUACAUAGACAAAUAUACUGCCAGUCUUAAAAGAAUGAAGUGGAAUCUACGUUUAUAUACUUGUUCGUUUCACUUAUUAGCUUAGAAUAGUCGUGAAGGCUUCAAAAUUUCGUGAAGCAUCGUCAUGGCAUCAAAAUUGCAUUUUGCUGUUUUUCUCUCCUUGGUUAUGACCGCGUCUGCCGGGUAAGUUGGACAAGAAAUAAUUUGUUUUUAGUUUGGAUCAGAAACCAAAGAGUCAGGUUAUAGUUCGUUAUUGUCGGCACUGUCAACAGUUUUUUCUUAGCUUGUAGCGGGGACCAAAAAUUAUCUGUAAAGAACUCUAUGAAAGAUGUCAUAUUUUAUAUUGGUGGAUGAAAAAAUUACGAAUGGAGAAGUGUUCUAUUUGUGCGCACUAUAUCGAAAAGUUGUUCAGUAUUCUGAACGGUGUUUUAUCAGGAUUGGCUGGACUAAAUUUCUCUUUGGAAACGAUAACUUCAAAUGUGAACACACUGUGUGCAAAGGAAGAAUAUUUUAAGUAUACUUUAAAUUUCCUACUGCAAAAUAUUCAUGAUCAGUUUAUAAAUUUCAUAUGAAAGGCAAAACGGGGUAGAGACGAAGUUAACAGAUAAAUGUUUUCCCCACAGUAUAGGGUGAUAAAAUUCAAAUUUCUUCCGUGGCAUCAUUUAUGUGAUACUGAUACGCUAUCAAAGAAAUGAGCCGUGUUUGAAAUAUAUUGUCAGAAACAACUUCAUUGUGUUCGAAUGGCGCUUCGUCUAAUAGCGUGACACUCAUCUUCCCACAGAGAGCCACGUGCCUUCAAUGAACAUCUUUAUAAUUGUUACUUAUAUAUUCGCAUCCAACAAAUUAAAACUUUUUUUAAAUGGGAAACUUCAUGAUUAAAAGCAGACGGUUCUCUUUCUGCAAGAAAUCGAGAUCCACACUCAGGCCUGCGAACAAGUAGUCAAGAUGUCUCUGACUUAACUUUCUAAAAACUGAGGGAAUCUAUGAAUCGAAAAAUAACAAAAAAAACUUCUCAAUUGUCUAAAAGCUCCUGUCAUGACUUGUUUAACGAGUUUAAUUUUUUUCUCUCAUUUAAGUCGUAAAGAAUUAAUUGAUUUUCUUUCCAUUCACAACAGAGGUAGUAUAGACGUGGAAUUUGGAGAGUAGUUUUCUAGGAUUUUGAUCCCGAGAAUCAAACAAGAACUUUUUUUUUAAUUCAUAAUUCGAAAUUUCUGAAUUUUUAGAAAGUUACUUCCUUAUCAUCAUUGACACGGCAGGAUACUUAGGCGCGUAUUUAACCAAAUGGAAAACAAAGCAUGAAUUGUAAAUUAAACCUACAGGAAGAACAACCUUUAUUUACAGCUAUUCAUUGUUAGAAAUGAAGGUAUAUAGGAAAGUGGCGCCUUAAAUUCACCAUCAUUUCGUUUCACGUUUUCAAUUUCACCUGGUCAUUCUCGAUCCACAAAAGAUUAUUCUCUACUUAAAUAUUAUGCUCACAUAAAACACACAGCAUGUUCAUAAGCUAUAUAUGAACAGCUGGUUUAAACAAAGCCUUCGUUCGUGGAUUUUGCAUGUUUGAUUGUUGAUCGGUUUUCAAUGCAUCCUCACGUAAUUGGUUCGAAAUUUAAUCCAAGAUUCACGGGGAAGCCGUACUGGUGUUUGCGUCUCUCAAAAGAUACCACGUAAAUUUUUUUUUCAUUAUUUCAUGCAGAUAAGCUUCUUCUAGAAUUCUCUGGUUUCGAGAAAAGGGAGAGAUUUCAGAAGAAAUCCAUUGAAUUUCCUAUAAAGAUAUAUCUCGUGUAUCAGGGUUUAAGAUUAUCGAAACUUAACUUCUUCUCAAUUUCGUAUUACUGUUUCCAAUGAAAAUGUAAUCUUCAGCUCGAUAGUUAACAAAACGAAAUGAUAAAAACGCUGGGAAUUCCAGGUGUAUUCAUUCAAAAGCGUGAGCGUUAGAAAGGGUGAUCGUUUUUGAGUGUGAUCGCUUAAUAGUGUGAUCGUUUUAAAACGUGAUCGUUAAAUGCGUGAGCAUCAAGUUGAAAGGACAUUAAAAGUGGAAUUCUAUUAAGAGUCAAAUUACCAUUUUAAAGUGGUAGUAGGUGGCAAAAUAUGAAUAUGAGCGAAUGAAAGUUUUCCGCAGUUAUUAAGAAGUCGCCUAAUUUCUUGCUUUUAACCUAACGUUUGACAAUCUCACGCCCUUUCUUGGUAUAAUCGCUAUGUUUUUUAUGUUUUUGCCACCUCCCUUCUUGGUUGAAUGAAAUAAGACAAGAAACACCCCUCAUCUAUGAAUUUCCUUCCUCAAUUAAGCGCAAAACUGUUAAUAUAUUCAUAGAAAUGCCAGGAGUUGGCGCCUCACGGACAGAUUUGUCUUGCAAUAUCUUUUGAUAAUUUCUUAGGCUUGACUUGAAUGAGCCAUAUGACUACGCAAAUAAUGUUUCACGACAGAAACCCUUUUGCAAAAACUAAGUUUCAGGCAUUGAGUAAAGAAAACGUUUCUUAGAUCUACGGUGACCGAGCACUUCAUGAAAAAAAGAAAAAAUUGUUAUUCAUUCGAAACUGACCAAUCACAGGAGACGAACGCUGCCUGGUUCUGACUGAUCAGUUUCAAGGGAUCAAGCGCAUGACCCUUGACUGACAGAAAAAGAAAACCUUACUGAUGAUGAUAUAUUCUUCACAAGCUUUCGUGGUCCUUGAUCUCCUUUGGGAAAAAGAGUUUCUCCAUUUAUAAUAUUAUUUGUUAUAAUUUGUUGGCUUUUCGAAGUUUCGUGGAGAGACGGUGGCUUAAUGGUUAACGCGCUGGAGUCCGGGUCGAUAAGGCUCGAGUCCACGACGCAGGCGGGUCAUUGAGUUGUGGCCUUGGGCAAUUAAGACACUUAACGCACACAAUACCUCUCUCCACCCGGGAGUAUAAAUGGGUACUUGCGAACUCUGUGGGAAAGCUUACGAAAACCUUUUACCUUUCAAAACGUGAAUCACUCUUAUCAUCACCAAUGGUCUAUAGGAGUACCUUCUUUGUUCAUUGACACCAUAGGAUCUAUCAUUUCACUUAACACUUUUUCUAAACACUCAUAAAAUAUUGCUCGAAGAGCAACUUUUGAUAUCAAAUGUUUAUCGACAGAAAUGUUUUCACUCAGAAGUCCAAUCAAUUAUUGAAGAAGUUAUGGAAAGCAUUGAAUAUUAUUUUUCAAAAACCGAUGUGUAUACUUGAUCUCCUUUGUGAAAAAUAUUUUCUCCGUAUAUAAUAUUAUUUGUUCUAAUUUGUUGGCUUUCAGCGACAAAGUCAUUCGCAUCAUCCCAGGAGACUCAAAUGAGCUUGAUUUUCUGUCAUCUUUGGAAGGCAAACAGGAACUGGAGGUGAGGUAGAAAUAGAAAUAACUGAACGGAAAUUAUAGUCAGUUAUAGAGAAUGUCGUCUUACAUUGUGCAUGAUGUAGAAAAUGGGUCAAGAAUCGAGUCAAAUGGACAAAGAAGCCGAAUGUAAUGCGAAUGCAAAUGACGACUUAAAAGAGGGAAUUAAUAAGAAGGCCGAAGAGAGUAGUAAUUAGUAACUUGUGUGGGAGAAAAAAAAUUCCUUGGCCUUAUCCUACUGUCAUGGCCUCAUGAUCUUUUAGCUCUGAUCUUACUCACCAAUUUUAGAUUAAAAAAAAAAAACAGUGUCGAGGGCUGCAUAAAAAACCCAGCUCAAAAAAAAAUAUUUCUCACUAUUCAUUUCUCUUUGUGCUUUAAAAUUUUUACCAUAGGCGAGUAAGCUUUGAUAGCAAAAAUUAAUUUCUAUUGCUGAUCGUGAUUUAGUUUUCUGGCUCCUAAAUGGCCUUUCUUGGAAACACAAAAGCCUUCUAAGAAGCAUUUCUGGGUCCACUGUUCUUCUGAGUCUCUCGUUCCAACCAUAGCAGUUUUGUUGAUUAACCUCUGUUUUUUAAAUUUUUUGUCAGCUCGAUUUCUGGAAGGCUCCUCAUAAGCCUGGUCUGGCUGUGGACAUUCACGUGACAGAUGCCGCGUACAAGAUUGUUGCCAAGUUACUUAAGGAAAAGAACAUUGAGUUUCAAAUUAUGAUCGUUGACGUCGACAAAUUGGUGGACGACGAAAACGAAUUGCAAACGCGGAGCAUGUCAUUCAGCUUUGACAGCCAAUAUCAUCCUUUGCAAGAGGUAUCACGAGUAUUUUUUGACCGAAAAAAAGCCGAUGAAAGUUCCAAGAAGCUUUUUAAUUUAUACUUAAAACAACGAUGCAGUUAGUGAUCUUUUUUCUAUUUUUUACGGUUAGAUUGUGGAUGAGCUGAGAAACUUUGCAAACCAACAUGCAGGAAUUGCCUCCAUUUUCAAUUUGGGAAGAUCCUAUGAAGGGCGUGACCAGCAGGCAAUUAAGGUGAAAAAUGGUUGAAUAGCUCCAAUAGGAGAAUGAAUAAUAAACGUCCUUAAAUAUAAACGACACAACUAUUUUUUAAAGAACAAGACAAACCUGUCCUGAGUCGGUUGAUUCUAAAAUGUUUACAUAAAGAUCAAGUAUGAUCUCGCUCAGGAAAAUGGCGUACUUAAGUUUUUCUCAGACAAAAAAGAUUUUUCAAAAUUUUGCCAUUGGUUCAGUUUUACCAGGUAUUUGUAUCUGUGGUAGCGACGCUAACCAUGUUUUAUUUUUUUCCACAAAUAUGUUACAUUUUAUGGUGAUCUUAUAAUGUAUCUUCUAACACUCAGGCUAUGAUCUUCUUUAGCUAAACAUGUCGAUGUUGGGCUGACAAACAAAACAUGACUGUCACACAAAUACCAUAUGCAAAAAUUUUAUGGACAAAAUUUGAUUCCAGUGACGAAGGAAGCGAUAUAACCUUAAACUCACGCAAAAUUGCUUCGCAUGAAUUCACAUUCAAUGGGUAUUUUUUAAGAUACCUGAGGUCUUGACUUUUGUUUAUGCUAUUCUUUCACAAUUAUUCCACGAGUUCCUUUUGGAUAUGAAAUGAUAGAUAGCCAACGAGGCUCAUAGCCGGGUUGGCUAUAAUCAUCACUUAUUUAACAAGCGCGAGUGAAAUAAUCGUUUUGAAAUUAUCAAAAAACUCCCCAAAAUAAAGUCUUCCCAAUUUUGUUUUCUAAGAACAAACAGAAUGUUACAAUGUACAAAAAUACUUUUGGUUUAACUCGUCUUCAUGCGCGCGCAUGGGGUAAUAGUUCAUAAUCCAUGAUGGCUAUGCCAAUGAAAACUCUUGAUUGCAUUAUCCAAUGAUCCAGUUUUUAACAAUCAUAAUUAUUGCAGUUGAAGGGAAGAUAUAGACCAGGCAAGAAGGUCUUUUUCAUGAACUGUGGGAUUCAUGCCCGUGAAUGGGUAUCUCCAGCGACCUGUAUGUACAUCAUCAGACAGGUACGGGCUCCUUUAGUAAUUAGGACCCUUAAACAGUCUAGACAAAGCUGAGGAAGAAGUCGAAUAAAAAAAACGAAUUUAUAUUUUUAGUUAGAAUUUCGCGAAUGGCUAGAUGUGUUUACCGUCUCUUAUAUUAAACCAUUUGUUACUAUCAAAACUGCUUGUUAAUGUCUGUGAACAGUUGGUGGCGAGUUUUUUAAGGCCGGUUGGGUGUUUAAUAAACAAGCCAAAUGUUCUUCAAAAAGUGUUACCCGAGAUAGGUACUCGAUAGAUCUCGUUCAAAGGUCGCUCACUUGGUUUUUGUACUUAUAUUCUCAUCAGAUAGUUUCCAAAUACGGUAGAGACAGCAGUGUGACCGAAAUGUUGGACAAGAUGGAUUUCGUUAUUAUGCCUGUUCUAAAUGUCGAUGGCUACGUUUUCACUUGGAAUCCAGUUUGUAUCCAUCUUUUUAUCUCUAUUUACAACUGAAGCUUCGUUAUCUUAAAUUAAUUUCCUUACUUCAUUUAAAAUUCACCAUCUUUCUCAUUCUAUAAAUCUUUUGUUACCUGAGAGAAACUAGCAUAUUAUGUCGCCUUACAUCAUCACCUCUGAAUCAAACGUUAAGGUCAAGAAAAUAAAAAAUAUGACCAACCACUUAGGAAGCUCUUAAUUGCUGAACAAUUUCUCGUUUUUGACAGAAAAGUAGAGAUGGUAAGUUUUGAGCUCGGUGAAGAAUUAAGAAAGAUGUUUUUUCUUCUUGUCACGAGCGUGGGACUUUGCUCUUUGCUUUUGCUUUGAUCCUUGCAGUAUGCAGGACGCGUGUCAUUAGAACUUCGUAAUAGACCCCGCUCACCGAAGAGUCUUUGUGGCUCAGUGGUAGAGCAUCGGAGCGCAAAUCCGAAGGUCUGGGGUUCGAUUCCUCAUGGGGACUCAGAAUUUUUUCUUUGUCCCACGCUCGUGACAAGAAGAAAAAACAUCUUUCAAUUUCUCGUUGUCAGCAUCUCAGGAAAUGUAUGGAGAACUGAUAUGUAUACUGAUGUUACGAUCAUUCAGCGAAUACCAGGAAUCGAUGUUAUUACUUCUCAUAACUUUUGUAUCCAAAUCGAACUUAUAGAGCAGCCGUAGGAACAGAUUCUGGAGAAAGACACGUAAACCCAAUAGAGGAAGCAGAUGCAUCGGAACAGACCCGAACAGGAACUGGGAUUACAUGUGGGGAUGUAAGUUCAGCUCACACAACCUUCAGUGUAUAACAAGAGGGAGUUUGAGAAACGACGACGGCGACGUCGUGGACAACGUCAGUGAAAAAAUGAACUUGCAUUUUUAAAAAGAAUCUCGCGAUACUCUGAAGUCAUUGUUUUGUUUCUCGCUGUCCAAGCUCUCUAGAAACUGAAUUCUGAAGACAGCGUUAAGUUAGACAUAGAAAUUUUAAAAAAUCAGCCGUCAUCGUUUACAUUCUCCAGACAACGCAAAGUUUAGUCAUUUUACGUUGUUGUUUUGUAGAGGAGGAAAAGAAAUUUGUAAAGAUUUAUAAUGCAAAUGCACAGCUAUUGUUCUUCUCAUUGAACCUUUUGUUUAGUGACGUUCCGUUGCCGUUGCCGUUGCCGUUGUGGUUUUUUUAAACUCCCUAAUGUCUUGCGGGAAUACUCCUACAUGGAUUCAUGUAUACGUUAAACACCAGUCAUUAUUUAACAACUGGUGGGGAGGCGGAGGAUUUUGGGGAUCACAAGGUUUUCAGCGGAAUAGAGGGGGAUCAGUCGUCGCGCAACAUAUUGUAAAGGGAAGAGGAUGCUACCCAAAAAUUGACUGCUAAUUACCUGCCCAUAAGGGGGGAGCAAAAGAAUAUUGCGGAUCCCCCCUACCCUACCCAACAAAGAUGAUAAAACAUGACCAGUCCCUUAAAUUUCUUGUUGGGCAAUGAUUCAAUUCUUAAGCAAUUAAAUCUUUUUCAAAAUAUUUUCGAAUCUGGAUAUCCCCAAGUGAUCUAGGAAUAACUUAUCAUACGUCACGAAUGUUUUGCCUUGGUGACCACACCCUGAUGUGUUCCAUAAUGGCAGAUGGAGAUUGGAUACCUUCAGCACCUUCCAUUUGAAUGGAGGAGCUGAAUAGCAUUUCCUGUGAAAAGGGGCGGUUGGAUCCGGUCCUAAGUUUAGAGGCAAUGAUAAAGACGUGUUUGUUUUUACCCAACGUUGACCUAAUCUUGUAAGAGCGAAGAUCCUACAAAUUGCAGAUAUAUUUCACUUAUUUUAGCCUAUGGUAUAGUAAGAGUAGGACGAAUUGCAUGGUAGAGUAAUUUCCUGAUAGAGAAACGGAGAAAACUCCAGAAGGCGAGCCUUUUGGCAGAAAAUAUUUAAAGAAAGCGACUCUCUGAUACAAUUUCUUCCCUACUCAUCCCCCCACGCCCCACCCUCUACCCCCACCCUCUACCCCCACCGAAGGCUGGGUUUCGUUACUAAUGGAAAGCACUCCUUAUACUUAUAACUUCAUCGAUGGUUUAUGUAGAUCCUGGAGCGAGUUCAGACCCAUGUCAAGAUUCCUACAGAGGAACACAUGCAUUUUCCGAAAGAGAAGUGAAGAAUGUAGCGAAUUACUUAGAGACACUUAGCAGAAAUGACCAAAUAGCGGGCUAUAUGGACAUUCAUGCCUACAGUCAAUUAUGGAUGACCCCCUGGGGAUAUACUAGACAGCCAACCAGAGACAACGAGGAAUUGGUAAUGAAACAGAAAUUUGUUUUAACUAGAUGUACUUCUCUUUAUUAUCGUCCCUUCAAAAACAUUAUCGACACAGUAUUUAAAAUUAUGAUUCCGAAAUCUUGGACUCCUCUAAAGUUCGUUAAAUGUUUUGUCUUGACGUUUUUAGAUGAGAGUUAGCAAAGCUGCAGUUACAGCCAUACGAAGGGCUGGUUAUGGAACCUAUUACAGAUACGGGCCAUCUUCCGUCAUCAUAUGUAAGUUCAUUACAUAAUUCGAAAUCCAUUUUUCAUUAAACUAUCACAGUUACAAAUUUAUUCAUACCUCCUCCGCGUUACUAAGAGAAGAAAUACAUGAACCUCCCCUCCCCUCCCAAAAAAGAAAAACAUAAUAGAGGUUCUUACUUUGUGAUAUCAUUUGAGUAAGACAUGAAUUAGUAGAAACUGGAAAAAGUGUUCUUCUUAUCAAAUGGCAUGCGAAAGCAUCCGCCCCCAGCUGCAGCCCAUGAAAGCGCUUGACCCUUGUAGAAAAGAUAUAUGAGUGUGCGAAGCAAAGAAGCUUUACCAGAAAAUAUCACAGGAGCUUAUACUAUGAGAACGCAAAGUAAGAACAUAUACACUGCCUGAAGCGCGGGGAAGCGCGAAUGACCACGUCUCAUCUGGUUUUAAGUUUGCGCCUGAUUAGUUGACGAGAUGGCGCGAGUUUUCUAGACGAAUCACGGAACGAACUAAAGCAAAGCAAAUGCAGUCCUGGAUCGCUUACAAUACAGAAUAGAAAACUACUUCACAACGCUUUCUUGGAACCGUUGAAAUAAAAGCAACUGGUUAAUACUUUCAUAUGAUAAUUUUUUUAAUACUAUGUACAUUGUGGUUUUAAGUUUUACCUACGUAUGUAAGAUCCGCUUUUUCUAUCAUUCAAAUGAGUUUUAUGUAGAGCUCUACUUAACGUGGUACAGCAUAGAUUAGCAAGUAAGUCUGGUUCUCAAACUUUAAUAGCAAUUAGCCACACACGGGUACUUCUCAAAUGUCUCGAAUUGUUUUUGUACUUUGCGUGUGACAUUUAGAUGAAAGCUGCAAGAAAGAAAUGUUCCGGAAAUGAAUUACAUGCACCAUGCAGCUCUAACAAUAAAUUCUGUAAUUGUGUUGGUAGACCAAAAUUCUGGAGGCAGCAAGGACUAUACGUAUGGAAAACUAAAGAUCAAAUACUCAUUUGCCUUAGAAUUGAGGGAUACGGGACGGUAUGGUUUUUUAUUACCAGCACGUCAGAUUGUUCCCACAGCAAUGGAGACGUUUGAAGGAAUUAAAGCGAUGGCUAGGGAAAUGAGAGUGUAGUCCGCUGGACUAUAUGCUUGUAAAGCAAUAAAAAGGAUUAAAAGCAAUUGAAUGAUUUAAUAAAAACGGGGCAAUGGG